CUAGGUUCCAAAUUUUGAUAAUAGAUUCCUUAAAUUUCUUAAGGACUAUAAUUUUUUAUAAUUAAUUUUGUAACUGCUGUAAAAUAAUUAUUUCUUAUAAUAAUUUUACUAAAGCGUACUUGUAAAUUGUAUAAUUUAUAUUUUGGAAGAAAACGAUAUUACGCCAAUGUGUUAUUUAAUAUAUUGAGUAACGCGUUAAACGCACAAAGAUAGGUUAUGUUUAGUAACACAAGAGUUUGAAAAAUAAGAUUUUUAUUAUGGAUAUAAAAAAAGAAGUGAAUCUAUAUCGUGAUACACCUAUUAGAUAUUUAGGAUAUGCAAAUGAAGUUGGAGAAGCUUUUAGAUCUAUAGUUCCAAAUUCAAUUGUAUGGUUCAGUUAUGCUAUAGCCAGUGGAUAUGUUCUUGCAGAUACAAUUAACAAUGGUCUUAAAGCUUAUCAAAAUAAUGUAGCUCCAAAAGCAACAAAAAAUAUUGUACUUUCUAUGUCAGACACCUUAUUAUGGCAAUCGUUUGCAUCUGUGAUUGUGCCUGGUUUCACAAUUAACAGAAUUUGUGCUGUUGUACAAUUUAUACAAAAAAGAAGUAAUAACGUGUCUUUAAAAAAUAAAUGGGUUCCAACUAUUAUUGGUUUAGCAUCCAUACCUCUCAUAAUACACCCAAUAGAUAAUCUAGUAGAAGAAACAAUGAAUGUUACAUACAGAAGAUGGAUAGGAUCUGCCCAAAUGACCAGUGAUUAAUAAUAUAUGAUUAUUCAGACCUUCCAGGAAUAGAUCUUAGAUCUAUUCGAUUUUCAUAUGAAACGAAAAUAUUGCCGCUUAUGUAUAGUACAAAAACGCUAGUACAAUGCUACUGAAAGUUAUAUCUGUAUUUAAUAUCUACAAAUAUUUUGUUAAGGGAAAAAAAAUAAAAUAAAAUACGUUAUUGUUA
Frieseomelitta varia is the source of this 927-nucleotide messenger RNA. Its product is annotated as mitochondrial fission process protein 1. Lineage: Eukaryota; Metazoa; Arthropoda; Insecta; Hymenoptera; Apidae. Bases 258 to 737 code for a protein of 159 amino acids. The record is from RefSeq and is a predicted model, not a curated record. Gene Ontology annotation, biological process: mitochondrial fission. Gene Ontology annotation, cellular component: mitochondrion. The transcript has 3 exons.